GCGAUGAAUCGGGAGACUGCAUGAAUGAAUGCCAGUGGCUGCAUGGCCUGACUGGCUGACGACUAAUGCCUGGGCAAGGGGAUUGCGUCGUGCAUAAUUUCGCGACUUUUAUGGUCGGAUCUUCCUGCAUGCUGUUUGUCUUUCUUACAAUUCCCUUACCUUGUCUUUUCUUCGUGCGCCAUUCUUUGACCUAUUUUUUUGGUCAUUCACACAUUCUCUUCAACCACUUUCCUUUGGACGCAGGGCGACCUUGCUCAAACUCUCCUUUCUUGCCUUUCAAGUGAUUCUUCUGUGAAGAUCACGUUCGCUGCGAACCCCAACGCUUACAUUCUUUACCGAAAACCCUAUAUUCCGAAUCUCCAUCUAUAUCAGAAAUGCGCUUCUCAACUUACUCCACCGCGAGCGUGUUGGCCGCUUUGGCCUCUGCUCAAACCUUCACCGAUUGCAACCCUAUGGAAAAGACUUGCGCCAAUGACCCUGCCAUGCCUCAAACCUGGGAGACGGACUUCACUGCUGGCAAGGAUGCUAUCAAGGGCUGGAAGCAGACUGCAGGUGACCUCACCUAUGGACCAGAGGGAGCCGAGUUUACCGUGGCCAAGAAGGGCGAUGCCCCAACCAUUGGCUCUGAAGGAUAUCUCCAUUUCGGUUACGUCGAAGUUGUCAUGAAGGCCGCUCCGGGUACCGGCAUCGUUUCAUCUAUCGUUCUCCAGUCUGACAACUUGGAUGAGGUCGACUGGGAAUGGAUUGGAGGCGUCGACAGCCGUGUGCAAAUGAACUACUUUGGCAAGGGUAACACAACAACCUACGACCGCAUGAUCGAAGCCGACGUGGUCAACAACCAAAAAGAGUUCCACAAAUACGCCCUAAACUGGACCUCAUCAGCCCUAACCUGGAUCAUCGACGACAAGCCCAUCCGUACCCUCAACUUCGCCGACGCAAACGGCGGCAAAAACUUCCCCCAAACCCCUUGCAAUGUCCGCCUCGGCAACUGGCCCGGCGGCGACUCCAAAGACGAAGGAACCCGCCAAUGGGCCGGCGGCAACGUCACCUACGAGAAUGCUCCCUUCACCAUGACGGUCAAGAGCGUAAAAGUCAUCAACUACUCCCCCGGCAAAGAGUACGAAUGGACCGACAAAACCGGUAGCUUCCAAUCCAUCAAGGUCCUCGACGCCGGCAACAAAGACGGCGCCCCCAUCAACGCUUCUCCCAUCACCAAGCCUGUAAAUGGCACCCAGCCCCCCCUCGAAGCAGGCGUCGACGCCCCUGCUGCGAGCGGCGAGGCAGGCUCAGGAAGCGGAGCAGACAAAGAAGAGCCAUGUGACUGUGGAACUGCAUACGUAACCGUCACCGCGCCUCCUCCUGGCGCCUCUGCUCCUCCUGCUACCACCGCGCCUCCAGCCACCAUCACGUCGACUUACGACGCUGUCCCCAUUGAGAGCGCAAAGAGCAUGUUGUCCUCUAUCAUUCGCUCUUCGUCUGCUGGUCUGGCGAUUGAUACCAGGUCCGCACCUGGUGUACCCAUGCCUACUGCGCCCACUGGUGCGAUUCCUCUGCCCCAAACUAACGGCACUGGAACAGCGGUUGCGCCGCCACAGUUUACGGGUGCGGCGGGUAGGGUUGCUGCUGGGGGGUUGGUUGGUGCGAUUGUCGGUGCGGUGGUGAUGGUGUUGUAAAUUUGAGGAAUGAGGUAGGGUGGAGAAUGUAUGUGAGACAUGGUUGAUGUAGAUUUUUUUUUGGAUAUACAUAGAGAAACUUACGUUCGUUAUUUUAACUUUUUCUGUAAAUACUUAAUUUCGAUGAAGGGACCCCAUUUUUCGGGCAGCUUUUUUUUUGGAUGUGAAGAUUGGCUUUCUCUUCUGCUUUUCUUUUCUUUUUCUUUUCAAAACGUCUUUUGGGGUUUUGAGAUGUGGGGGGUGGAUGAUGAUGUGUUUGUCCACUGCUGUACAGUGAGUCGGUACGAAUGAAUAAGUGUGUAACUAGCAAUCCUAAGUUGCUAUGGAUCGGGGAGAACUGACGAUUGCAUUCCCC
Messenger RNA from Bipolaris sorokiniana ND90Pr, 2028 nucleotides. Its product is annotated as glycoside hydrolase family 16 protein. Gene Ontology annotation, cellular component: fungal-type cell wall. The record is from RefSeq and is a predicted model, not a curated record. Gene Ontology annotation, biological process: fungal-type cell wall organization; carbohydrate metabolic process. The coding region runs from base 375 to 1673 and encodes 432 amino acids. Lineage: Eukaryota; Fungi; Ascomycota; Dothideomycetes; Pleosporales; Pleosporaceae. The transcript has 2 exons. Gene Ontology annotation, molecular function: glycosyltransferase activity; hydrolase activity, hydrolyzing O-glycosyl compounds.